AUUCUAUAAAAAGUAAAGAAACCACACAUAACAACCCCAACUUCUUUUCCCUCUCUACUUUGGUCAGACCACUGCAAGAAAUGGAGGAUCAAUGCAGUCCUCUUAGCUGGGAAUUCAGCUACCAUGAAGAGGGAAUGGAGGAGUUAAGGCAUUCUCUCUUGUACACAACCUUUGAGCUAGAGACAACACUUUUAGCAGCUAAGGAGGAGAUUACAAAAAGAGAAUAUGAACUGAUUCAUGUCAAAGAUCUUUUGAGCAGGACCAUCAAAGAGAGAGAUGAGGCAGAGUCAAGAUGCAAGAAUCUAAUGUUGGAGAAAUUCAUGCUUCAAGAACAACUACAACAAAAGCAGCAACAGCAGCAACUACAACUACAACAACAACGACAACAACAACAACAACAACAACAACUACAACAACAACAACAACAAACUGCUUCAAACAAUGAGGAUGACUCAAAAGGCACUGACUCAAGCAAGCAUUUUGCCUCUUCUGACUCUGAUGAAAACAUCAUUUCAUCUCCGGGUACAGACCCAAUUCUCCAACCACCAUUACCACAACCAUUGCCAUCACAAGCAACCUUGAAACUAGUACCCAAGAGGCCACUGCCAGAGAAAGGGAAGCUCCUGCAGGCAGUGAUAGAAGCUGGUCCGCUCCUGAAAAACCUCCUCCUGGCUGGACCACUCCCUCAGUGGCAGCACCCACCUCCUCAACUUAACUCCAUUGAGAUUCCACCUGUUGCCAUUUCAUCACCUACGCCGCGCCUUUUACAGCAGGACUCUUGCAUCAAUUUUAAUGGUGGUUUUAAUAGCAAGUCUAAUUCUCUGUGAUGGCUCCAUUGACCAAUUAGCGCUUUCACAUAACUUGUAGCAGUAUGCCCAUCCUUUUCAUACUAUUAUAUCAUGAAAAGGUAUAAUCAGCAUGAAAUGGAUGUGGCUGUUAUGCAUCGGUUUCAGAAUUUGUACACAACUUUGUCUUAGAAAUGAAAUUCCUAACUUUCUAGCU
This is a messenger RNA of Quercus lobata, 1002 nucleotides long. Its product is annotated as transcription factor SPT20 homolog. Bases 81 to 827 code for a protein of 248 amino acids. The transcript has 2 exons. The record is from RefSeq and is a predicted model, not a curated record. Lineage: Eukaryota; Viridiplantae; Streptophyta; Magnoliopsida; Fagales; Fagaceae.